Messenger RNA from Formica exsecta, 1702 nucleotides. RefSeq lists its product as uncharacterized. Bases 626 to 1294 code for a protein of 222 amino acids. The transcript is spliced from 2 exons. NCBI's taxonomy places the organism in Eukaryota, Metazoa, Arthropoda, Insecta, Hymenoptera, Formicidae. The record is from RefSeq and is a predicted model, not a curated record.
AUGGUGUGAAUCAUCCUCUUCGCACCGAUGAAGAAUAUUUAUUAUGCAUAGAUGAAGAUCAUCACAAAGAGGGUCCAAGCCCAUUAUCUGCACUGCCAAUGGGAAUGGUUUCGCAAGUUCCUUUCGAAUAUAUGCAUCUUGUAUGCUUAGGUGUUAUGAAAAAACUCUUGUCUGCAUGGGUACAUGGCAAAUACUCAUGAAUAUCAAAGCUUUCGGGAAGAUCUAUUUCUAGAAUUAGUGAUCGUUUAAAUAUUUAAAAAAAAUAUUGUCCUACAGAAUUUGCAAGACGCCCUAGAUCUUUAGAUGUAUAUUCAAAGUAUAAAGCAACAGAAUUUCGCCAAUUUCUUCUCUAUAUAGGGCCAGUUGUAACGUAUGGUAUAUUGAACAAUUUUACAAGCACUUUUUACUCUUACAUGGUGCUAUAAGGGUCUUGGUCUCAAAGUGUCCAUCGAGAAAACAUCUGAAAUUUGCAGAACUGGCGUUGCAAAAAUUUGUACUUUGCUGUGUCUCUCUUUAUGGUCCAAAUUUCAAUAGCUACAACGUCCAUGGUCUUCUUCAUCUCACUAAUGACGUUAAACGUCUUGGUAAUUUAGAUUCAUUUUUCGCUUUUCCAUACGAAAGUAAGAUGUCGAUUUUUAGGAAAUAUUGUAGAAAGCCAGAUUUACCUCUUCAACAAUUUUGCAACAGAAUGACAGAAAUAAAACAUCAUAGACUACGCCAAAAUCUCAAUAACGAGUCAUCUAUUCACGUAUCAAUGCCGCGUAAUAAUGAUGAAAAUCGUCAUCAUUUUUCUAAAAUACGAUUUAAUGGAAUAUAUCUAAGUACUAAUAUGCAAGACAAUUGCUGUAUUUUGCUCGAUGGAUCGAUUUGUAUCGUCUUAAAUAUUGUCGCAGACAACUAUUCUUAUCGUUUGGCUAUUAAACGAUUUCUAGAAGUAGAUAAUUUUUAUAAGAUCGGCAUGGAAUCCUCAGCCUUUCAAAUAUAUAAAUAUGGCAAUAUUACCAGCGAAAUCGUUUUUAUUAACUUAAAUGAGGUGAACGCGAAAUGCUACAGGAUGCCUUUGUACGAAAAUACAUCAUUGGAUGACAAUGACAGUGAUGAAGAUGAUAUGGAACCAUCAAAAUACAUUGUCGCAACUAUGAUACACACGGAAGAGACGAAAAGUAUGAGAUGCAUUCUUUUAUCAUACGAUUAUACAUGGAUCGGCCAAAGCGCGUCAUUAUUAAACCAUCGCGGUACGAAACGACGUCUUCGGAUGAAAGUCCAACAAAGCGGAGGAGAAGCACAACAGUAGCUACCAUCGGUUCAGGGACGAUCGACGAAGAUAUCGGAGACAUCAACAGAAUGCUGGAUGAGAAUCCUACAACUUUAUACAAUAAUACACACAUGGCACACCCACAUACACAACAUACACCACGCACGUACAUAUACAGGCACACACAAACAUUUCUUACAUAGAAUACAUUCCAGAAAUACAGACAAACACGACACACGCGCAUACUUCACCAAUUAUGCUCCAACAUAAUACACUUACACAAAGUUUUACACUUACCACAAGUGCUAACAAAUCAUAUUAUUCUAAUAAUACUUUGCCCGAGUUUCAGGAAAGCACAAGAACUCGGCCCAUGCAGGAACAGGACACACGCCGUGAUAAAAAUACUCAUCGUGAAAAUAUAGGAUAUGGUGUCGGCUAUUCACAGGA